AGUGAUUUUUAUUCCGAUGUAGAUUAUUAAGGCCUUAGUGCAUAAUUUGAUAAGAUUAUUAUAAGAAAUAUAUAUAUCCAUAGAAUUAGAAUAAGAAAUUGAGUAUAAUGAAUAGUUUAAAAAAUCUUAUACUAUCCUACGAAAAGUGGGUUGCGUCUAAUCCCGACAUAGUAUGCGAUUUGGAAACAACGUCGAAAUGGGUGUCGUAUUUUAUUGCAGGUCGCAUUUCGGAUUCGAAUGUUGUGUCCGAGUUAAUAUACACUCUAUCCAAUAUGUUAGUACUUUACAAUGAUCGCAUUAUUGCUCAGUCGCAGCCUCAUGUCGAGCAAAACUCACCGAAAAGUAAUAGCACUUGCUAUCGGUUAAAGGUCAUAUUAACCACGUUAGAAUAUAGUGAAGUGUUUAUUGAAAUAUCUGCGAAACGUAUUUUUGGAAACAGGGGUAAAUGGAUAUUUAUUGCUUUAAUUCAAUUCGUAAAAGCUGCUGGACGUUUUUUUAUACUGAAACAUUCCACUGACAAAAUAAUAAGAUCACCAGCGUUACCAAGUUUGAAUAGACGUGUUAUGAAAAAACAACAACAGCAGCUUAGAAGUAAUGGCAUAGCAAAUGCGAAUGGUAGUAAAAACCUUGUAGAGGAACAUAGCAUCACAUUACAACUUAAGCGAUCUGGACGCGUUAUACGCAAAGUUGAAGGAGCUCCACCUUUGCAGUAUAGAAGCUUAAGUGUGUUAAAAGAAGAAAAAGCACUGAAUGAAUGCCGCACAAUUGAUUUUAAUACAGAUAAAUCGCAAGCGCUAUUAAAAGCGGAGUAUUUAUAUAUAGCAAAACCACUAAUACAUCUAGCUGCUAUCGGUGUGUUUGGUGAAAAGCGAUGGAAGCAAUACACAGUUUCAUUAUUAUUAGACUUAUUGAGUAUACGACUCUAUUAUAAAAAUCGUGAAUUGAUGAACAAGGAACAGAAACUGGAAUUAUCACGUAGAAGCGUUAACCUAUUGUUAUAUCUUGCACGUUCACCCUUCUAUGAACGAUACACACAAAGGCGAAUUGAACGUGUGCUAGAUUUCGUAGCCAAUAAUAUACCAUUGGUGAGAAUGAUUGCGUCUCCUCUGAAGGAAUAUAUCCCUCACUGGCAAGAUACAUACUUUUACCUGUGGUCAACGUAAAUUAUUAUUAUUACUCCUUAUUUUUGAUAAUUAUUUGCAGUUAGGUACUGGGUUAGGGAUUGAUUUAGUGUUUAAAAUUUGAUGUACGAAUAAGAAUAAAAUAACGAGUGUUGAUACGAUUGGUGUAAUAUAUCACUUUUCUAAUAAAUAAAUACAUUAU
Messenger RNA from Teleopsis dalmanni, 1323 nucleotides. Its product is annotated as peroxisomal membrane protein PEX16-like. Gene Ontology annotation, biological process: peroxisome organization. Gene Ontology annotation, cellular component: peroxisomal membrane. The record is from RefSeq and is a predicted model, not a curated record. The coding region runs from base 108 to 1163 and encodes 351 amino acids. Lineage: Eukaryota; Metazoa; Arthropoda; Insecta; Diptera; Diopsidae. The transcript has 2 exons.